Molecule: messenger RNA, 7134 nt
Organism: Selaginella moellendorffii
Lineage: Eukaryota; Viridiplantae; Streptophyta; Lycopodiopsida; Selaginellales; Selaginellaceae
Product: sacsin-like
Exons: 2
Coding region: 1-7134 (2377 amino acids)
Molecular function (GO): Hsp70 protein binding
Source: RefSeq, a predicted model, not a curated record
AUGCCGUUUCACGUCAACGGAUACUUCGAGCUCUCGGCAAAUCGACGAGAUAUAUGGCACGGUUCCGACAUGGACAGGAUGGGAAAGCUUCGCUCAGAUUGGAACCAGUGUGUUUUGGAGGAUGUUGCGGCACUGUGUCUGCGACAGCUUCUUCUGGAAGCUCGGAAGCUUGGCCCGGGAGCCACGUACAGUUCUAUGUGGCCACUGGGAAAUUCGGGGGCUCCGUGGAUCAAACUCGUGCAGCACUUUUAUCGGAGCAUUGCCGCAGAGCCACUUCUUCAUUCCAGAGUUGCAGAAGGGAAAUGGUUGUCACCAAUGGAAGUUCUGUUCCACGACGAAGAGUAUGAGAAGGCCGAGGUACUGGCUGACGCACUUGUAGCGGAUGGUUUGCCUCUUGUCCGUUUGCCGAAGCCGCUAAGAGACGCAGUCUUCAAGUUUUGCGAUGCCGAGUUUAAAGUCGUCACACCAUUUUCCGUGAGGACUCACUUCUUGAAGAGCAAGCGACAGAAGGGUCCAGCAGAGAGGUCUCAUCUCUUUGCAAUUCUCGACUACUGCUUAUCGGAUCUCGUAGACGAAGAAGCAGCAGAACAUCUGAGAAGACUCCCUCUCGUUCCUUUACAAAGUCUGGGAACAGGACGGUUUGCCUUAAAAGGCGAGGAGUGCUCAUAUUUUUUAUGCACCGCCUUGGAGAUCAGGCUGUUCAAAGGUAUACCCGACAAGCUUGUCGACGAAAAUCUUCCUCCCGGGCUGGUUGCGAGGCUCAACAACAUUGCAAGAACAGGUCGGAGCAAUAUUUGUUUGAUUGACGAUACAACUUUGGCCGAGAUUCUGCAGUACGUACUACCUCCUGAAUGGAAAAAUGGUGGUGAGAUACGUUGGCAGCCUGGGCUUAGGAAGCAGCCUUCGAAAGAGUGGCUUGGUUUUUUCUGGGAGCAUCUCGCUGCUCAACAACGAGAUUUAUCGAAGUUGCAGCAGUGGCCAAUACUACCAACGACCACAGGGACGUUACGAAGACCUGUCCGUUUCUCGGGGAUUCUCAAAGGCGGCAAGAUAAGCAGCAGUUUGGAAGGUGUUUUCAUCAAAGCUGGCUGCUUGUUCUUGGACACACAGGUGACGCUCGACCAUCCUCAGCUGUCGAGAUAUGUUCUUGAUCCCACUGUCGCGGAAGUUUUGGAUGCCAUUGGAUUCAGCGCCGCUAACAAUCUCUCAAAACUUGCAGAGAGUUUUACUGCUCUCUCUGGUUUGGAAAGGAGAGAACUCAGGGCUUUUCUAUACGACGUGUGCUGGGGUAGCAGGAAUGAGAUGAACGAGUCUCGUCUACAGAUAUUCAAGACGCUACCGAUAUUCGAGGCCUACCGUGAUUUGGGAACAAGGGAUCUGGUUUUCGUUUCCUUAGAAGGUGGUAAGAAAUUCUUGCCACCUAGUGGAGUGGACGAGACACUCUUGGGACCGGACUGUUUGCAUUCAAGUGGCUCACGGGAGCACGAAGUUUUGACGCAGCUGCUAGAUGUCAUGCAACUCAAGAAGGCAGAUUUUUUCAAAUGGAGGAUACUGAGCGACAUAAGUAAUCUUCCUACAGAGCUGCGGGACCUGUCAAUGCUUCAAAUUCUUCGUGAACUUCCGGAGCUAAGUGUCGAAGAUCGUUCUCUCGUCGGUAUUCUCAAGAAGCUCUCGUUCGUGCCUACCGGAGCCGGCAAGUUUCGAGCGCCAGAUGCUCUUUACGACCCAGAGAUUCCGGAGCUUGUGAGCAUUUUGGACAGCCAGCAGUUUUUUCCAUCCCCCGACUACUCUAGUCCCGACGUCCUUCAGAGUUUGCGCCAUCUGGGACUGAGAAGUAGCGUCACUCCAGACACUAUACUGGCCAGUGCCCGAGCUAUCGAGGGGCUCUCGGCAAGUGUUCCUGACCAGGCAACUUUACGAGGGCGUGUUCUACUGUCGUACCUCGACAAGAACGCAAGCAAGUGGCUGCAAGAAGCAGGAACCAACUGGAUACUUUCAAUUCUCCAAGGCGAAAAGGACUCUACGCUGUCGAAGUUUUGGAGUGAACUGGCCAACAUAUGCUGGUGCCCGGUGCUACUGGAGCCACCUCACGAUCAGAUGCCUUGGCCAGUGGUCUCACAGUCUUUAGCACCACCAAGGCUAGUGAGGCUGCCUUCCGAUAUUUGGCUUGUCUCGGCGACCAUGCGAAUACUAGACGGACAGUGCGACUCUCCAGGAUUAUGUCAACGUCUUGGAUGGAGUUCCAAGCUAAGUGGCAAUAUACUGGCUGCUCAGCUACUGGAGCUUGGAAAAGGUGACAACUUCAAGCUGAGGAAAAUUCUAGCUACAACUGUUCCGAAGAUCUACUCUAUGCUGAGCGAUAUGCUGGGAAGUGACGAGAUGGAAAUCGUGAAGGCCAUUCUCGAAGACCGUUCCUGGAUAUGGGUUGGAAGCAGGUUCGCAAUGGCCAGGGAAGUUGUUUUCGAUGGAGCUUUGCACUUGACUCCUUAUCUUCACGUCGUUCCAGCUGAUCUCGCUGCUUUCAAGGAGCUUUUUCUGGAACUUGGGGUGAAGGAAUCGCUAGACCCGGCAGGCUACAGUACGAUCCUUGCUGUUAUUGCAAGUGAGAAGUGUGGAGAUCCCUUGGACUCUCGGCAACUAGCUGCGGCUAUCUGGAUCGUACAACAUCUAGCAGACACGAACUUUGGCGAGCAGGGGAAGGAAAUUGUUAUUCCAGACUGCGAUGGCAUCCUCUUGCCGUCGUCUCAGCUUGUCUACAACGAUGCCCCCUGGCUCGUGGCCUCCAAGGACAUUCCAAACAAGAAGCUAGUGCAUUCGAAGAUUUCCAACGACGUCGCCGAGAAAGUUGGUAUCGCUUCCGUUCGAGAGUCGCUGCUUGCCAAAAGUGCCGACUUCGUGGACCUGGGACUGCAUGGUGGUAUGGAAGCCUUUGGACAGAGUGAGUCGCUGACAAGCCGGCUAAAACACAUCGUAGAGAUGUAUGCGGACGGACCUGGGACGCUGUUCGAGCUGUUGCAAAACGCAGAUGAUGCCGGUGCCACGGAAGUGAGCUUUCUCCUCGACAAGUCUUCCUUCGGCACAAACUCCGUCCUCUCCCGGCAAAUGGCUGACUGGCAGGGGCCAGCUCUCUACUGUUACAACGAUUCCGUUUUCAAGCCGGAGGACUUCUAUGCAAUAUCACGCAUCGGCCAGAACAGCAAGCUCGACAAGCCGUCCGCCAUUGGGAGAUUUGGCCUUGGCUUUAACUCUGUCUACCAUUUCACCGACGUGCCAAGCUUUGUAUCAGGUUCAACGAUUGUGCUGCUUGAUCCACACGCUGAUAACCUUCCAGGCAUCUCUCCUGCUCAACCAGGUUUGAAGAUUAACUUCGUUGGCAAGGAACUGCUCAAUCAGUUCCCUGAUCAGUUUGAGUCUUUCCUCCUCUUUGGAUGCGACCUCCAGAAGCCUUUUCUAGGCACUCUAUUCCGUUUUCCGCUGAGGACAACAGUGACUGCUGCUCGGAGCGAAAUAAAGCAGGAUCCGUAUCAACCUGAGGACGUCGUCACACUUUUCUCGGCUCUCAAGAAGUCUGCUGGCGAAGUUUUGCUGUUCCUCCGGCAUGUAACGUCGAUAAAGCUGUACGUACGUGACGGUUUACAUGCCGAGGUUCAGGAGAUAUUCAAGGUUCACAGGGAAAAUGCUGAUUACCAGGAAACCAGCCUCUACGAGUUUGUCACUGGUAACACCCGGCAGAAAUACGACAAGGAACAGUUUGUGAAGCGACUGGAAAAAACUGCAGACAAGCAGCUGCCUUGGUGUUGCGGGAAGAUCAGGAUAGAGGUAGCAGCUCCGGAUGGCAACUCUUCCUCGUCCUGGCUUAUAUGUAGCUCCUUUGGUGGAGGGAACGCAAAGGAGUUUGUCAUAUCGCCAGCUAACCGAAGCAGAGGAUUCGUUCCAUGGGCUGGGAUUGCUGCCAGGAUGUCCGAAGAUGGCAGCAUUGAAGUCAAAGAAGAUGAAAGAGGUCCAGUGUCCGUGGAGGGCCGAGCAUUUUGUUUCCUGCCUCUCCCGGUUGUCGUCGGGCUUCCAAUACACGUAAAUGGCUACUUCGAACUAUCUGCAAAUCGGAGAGAUAUAUGGUAUGGUGGUGACAUGGUUGGAGGAGGAAAGCUCAGGUCGCAGUGGAACAGUUUUCUUCUUCAGGAUGCAGCAGCUCCUGCGUAUGCUCGGCUUCUUCAUCGUGCUUCUCGCGAGCUGGGACCUUCUGCGAGUUAUAGUUCACUGUGGCCAACUCAGAGCGUUGGAGAGCCAUGGAAGCAGCUAGUUACGCAGGUUUAUAAAGCUGUGAUCGACUUGGAGGUGCCUGUUCUGUUCACAACGUUAAGAGGUGGCAAAUGGAUCUCUGCGAAACAGGCCGUGUUCCCAGACUUUUCAUUCCCGGAGAUGACCGAGCUUGGCAAUGCUCUUGUGGAAAUUGGCCUUCCAUUGAUAUCAGUCCCUGAAGCCGUGACUACGAGGUUCCGAGAAGUGUGCCCGUCCUUGAAGUUUUUCUCGCCUCGUCUUCUACAAAGGCUGCUGAUCGCCAGCAGGCGAACUUUAGAGAGGCGGAUCAGCAUUCUGGCUCUGAAGUACUCCCUCUCUGAUGUCCAGAGCUCAGCGGAUGAAAGCAAGCUAUAUGGCUUGGCCUUGGUUCCUCUAUCAGAUGGUUCGUUUGGAACGCUCAACUCAAGAUCUACUGGGGAGAAGAUUAUAUUAGCAGGUGGAGACGAUCACAGGCUACUUAAAGAUGCUCUCCCACACAUGCUCGUGGAUCCUGAAGUUGGAGAGGACAUAUCCCUCAAGAUGACAGACAUGGCUGCGAAUGCCGUAUCAAAUGUUUACGUGAUGACUCCUCUCAUUCUCCAAGAGCUUCUUCCUCUGGUGCUACCACUGGAGUGGAGUGGACAGGAUAUCGUUACGUGGACUCCCGGUACUCGUGGUCAUCCAAGUACCGAUUGGAUGCUUCUCUUCUGGCACUACAUCGCUCGUCAUCGUGAGAGCUUAUCGAACUUUGAGAGCUGGCCUCUCUUGCCGACAACAGAUGAUAAGCUUGUGAGGAUGUACAAGGGUGGCUCGAUCAUCGUCAAUGAUGGAUGGAGCGAAAACAUGACCAGUCUGCUCCAGAAAAGUGGCUGUUUCCUACUGAAAGGUGACCUUCCAGUGCAGCUGCGAGACCACGUACAGGCUGCAAGUGCACACGGCAUCCUCCUUGCCUUUUUCGCGGCAGCCGGAGGAAACUUAAAGAUGGUGCCAACUUUGCUCAGGGACUGCUCGGCAUUUGAAGUGAGGGAGCUCAGGCAUUUUCUGUUUCAAGAGAAAUGGUUUGCUCUGGGACAGAUGGACGCUGUGCAGCUCCAAGUGCUCAAGAUGUUGCGCCUGUUUGAAAGCGGAGGGGACUUCAUUUGUAUAGCCGAGUCCGAGCAGCUGAUUGCGCCCGACGGGAUCGAUGGACAGCUGCUUGCAGAUAUGUUUAUUCAAGCUGAGACUGGGAAAGAGGAGCACAUUUUGCAAACGUACCUCGGCUUGAAGAAGGUGGACAAGAAAGACUACUUUGCAAGCUACUUCGUCGACUGUAUCAAGCAAGUCUCGGAAGGUGACAGGAUGAAAGCCUUUCUAAAAGUCUCGAAGGAGUUGGCUCUGUUCAUCGGAGAAAUGGAGGAGGCUGCUCUUGCAUCGUUAUCUCAACUUGCUUUCGUGCCAACAGGAUCGAAUGCUAUCGAGGCACCUGAGAGGCUUUACGAUCCCAGGAUUUCGGAGCUGCUGACGCUCCUUGACAGAAAAGCAUUUUUUCCGGCCCAUGAGUUUCAAGCGGCUGAUCUACUAGACGUACUGGUUGUCCUGGGCCUCAGAAAGUCACUCAAACAGGAAGGUCUCUUGGACAGUGCUCGAUCGGUCGGAAUGAUCAGUGCCACGGACGAUUCCGAAGCAAGUCGGAGGGGAAAGGCGUUACUUGCUCAUAUGGAUGGCCUUGCAGUCAGUGACGAGUCCGUGCCAGUGGUUGGGAGGAGCUUAUCUGACAUAGACUCUCACUUCUGGGUGGAACUUUCAAGCAUCAGCUGGUGUCCUGUCCGUGGAACGUCUCCGAAUCAACUUCUUCCUUGGCUACCUGGACAAUUGCCGCUCGUCGCAUCUCCAAAGCUUGUGCGGCCAGCGUCAGAUAUUUGGCUUGUUUCGGGAGCAAUGCGGAUUCUUGACGGUGAUUGUAGCUCGUUUCUUCAGGAGAAGCUUGGGUGGACUCAGACACUCAAGGCCAACGUGCUAGCUCAUCAGCUUAUAGAACUCUCCAAACGCUAUAGCAGGGAUGUUUUGGACGAAGAAACGACCUUGACAUUAUCAAGCAGUGUGAAAGACAUUUACAAACUUCUCCAGGGAUUUUCGAAGUCCGACGAAAUGCUGAUCAUUCAGUCGAUGGUGGAAGGACACGCCUGGUUGUGGAUUGGUGACGGUUUCAUCCGUGCCAAAGAGGCAGCGUUUGAUUCACCGGCACACUUCUAUCCUUACCUUCACGUCCUGCCGGUCGACUUUCUCGAGUUUAAGGAGCUCUUUACAAAGCUGGGCGUACGCGAAACAUUUUCUGCCGGUGACUACGUCAGUAUCCUUGAACGUGUAGCUGCCGACGUCAAAGGUGACGCUCUCAGCCCGGAGCAGCUUACGUUCGUUUUAAGUGUUCUGGGGACUCUGUCGGAAGUUCUUGAAACAGCUGACCGCUCCAUCUACGAGUCGAUACUGAUCCCGGAUGCUGUUUCACAGCUCGUUCCUGCGAAGGCUCUAGUGUACAACGAUGCGCCGUGGCUCAGUGAAGAUGGCUCACAAGCCGGUGGCCUUAGGCUGGUGCAUCCAGACGUUGACAACAAUCUGGCGAGGCAACUUGGAGCAAGGUCGCUCCGUUACUUGUCAGUGGUGGAUCAAGAGAUGACGAGCAGCUUGCCAUGCCUUGGGAUUGGCAAGAUAAACGAGCUGCUUGCGAAGUUUGGCGCUGGUGGCGAUGAAGAGAUGCUGCUUUUCGAUCUUCUUGAAGUGGCAGAUUGUUGUCAAGCUCGAAAGGUGCACUUCGUAUAUGACCAGACAGACCAUCCUAAACAGUCGCUUCUACAACCAAACAUGAGUAAGACUUUGUGA